Messenger RNA from Aegilops tauschii subsp. strangulata, 3623 nucleotides. RefSeq lists its product as uncharacterized. Gene Ontology annotation, biological process: protein phosphorylation. The record is from RefSeq and is a predicted model, not a curated record. Lineage: Eukaryota; Viridiplantae; Streptophyta; Magnoliopsida; Poales; Poaceae. Gene Ontology annotation, molecular function: ATP binding; protein binding; protein kinase activity.
GCAGAUCUAGAAAGGGCCGCGCUUACGUAUUUUAUUUAAUUCCUAGCUUGAAACUCUGGCCUAGAUUAGCUUGACGCAUCUUCUAAGCUGGAUUGAAACUCCGGCCAUAGCUUAGCUUGACGCAUCUUGUUUCUUGCCACGCCAGGGCUCCUCCGUUCGGCGGCGAGCGAAGAAGAAAGGCUGGCCGGCCGCCGUAGAUCUUAAGCAGGGAAAACAAGCGCUUAUUUACUUGAAGGGAAGGCUAUUCGAUUCGGCAUGGAUGACAUCGACAACCAACGGAAUACUCUUGUGAGCAUACUACAGGAUCCAAUUCUGGAUGCCAAACAGCUACCCCUGCCACUUUUUGAGUAUAUCACGGAUAAUUUUUCAGAUUACCGUGUAGUUGGGAGUGGAGGGUCUGGUACGGUUUACAAGGGGUUGCUUCCAAAUGACCAAGUGGUUGCCGUUAAGAGGCUUCACAUCAAUCGACGGGUUGUCGAUGAUAACGCAUUUGAUGCUGAGGUGGCUAGUAUGAAGAAGCUGAGGCACAAGAACGUUGUACGCCUGCUAAGCUACUGCAUUCACAUGGAGGAACAGGAAAUCCUGUAUAAAGGAGAGAAAAUUGUUGCACAAAAGCGAGAAAGGCUGCUCUGCAUGGAGUUUGUACCCAACGGCCCCGUCAAAAAGGGUGGUCCACCUCGUGGAGCCGAAUGGCCAGAGCGCCAUCGGAUAAUAAAGGGGAUCUGUAAUGGUUUGGAUUACAUUCAUGGAAAAGGGUUAAUUCAUUUGGACUUGAAACCCGACAAUAUAUUGUUGGAUGACAGCAUGGUACCGAAGAUCGCUGAUUUUGGUAUCUCACGGUUCUUUGGUGAUGAAAACACAAGCAACGCCGGCAACUUUGCUGGAACGAGGGGAUACACGGCACCAGAGUUCAUAGACGAUGGCGUUGUGUCAAACAAGGCAGAUAUAUUCAGUCUUGGGACUGUAAUAUUUGAACUUCUGACAGAAUCGAAAGGACCUAAAGUUUAUCAAGAGACACAAAAGGACAAGAACAGUUUCGUACAACAGGAACUAGUAAAGUGGACUGAGGCAUUGACAAAAACACAUCAAGGGCGUGCAUUGGAGAUUGCUUCUAAAGAGGUUGAAACGUGCCUUAAGAUUGCACUGAAUUGUAAGGACCACGAUCGGGAUCGGAGGCGUACGGCAAAGCAAAUAUCACAAAUUCUUUAUCUGACCUUGGACCCAUAUAUUCUGGACCCGGAUAAACCCGAGGAAGCUGUGCACGUGGAGAACUUCACGUCACUGAAAGACAUGGAUUUGCAUCCAAGUCAACCCUGGAUUCUGUUAAGUCUCUUGUCGGGAUACAUUGUAAUGUUGAACUACGACACCAAGGUAUCUCUGACACCUUUUAAACUGAGCGACAAGCCAGUUCAUUCAGCUAAAUUUGUGGAAGGGAACCGCAAUUGGAACAUUGUUGCCGGUGAUGAUCAUGGGAUGCUGCAUGUGUGCAACUUCGAUUGGGUUGAACAGGGGUUCGUAAUGGUUAAAACUAUCAUUGUUAGUGAGGGUAAGGGUAUCAUAUCUCUGGAUGUCCAUCCAUCCCAGCAUUAUGUGCUACUAUCUACUGGCUCCAGCAUUAUGAUCUGGAACACAGAGGACUGGACGUGUAUGAGCAUGUAUCAGGAACCAAGCCACUUCAGGACAGUGACGCAUGCCUCUUUUAACACUGACCAAGAUGAAUUGUUUGGUGUUGGUUGCUGUGAUGGAACAGUGAAGCUGUGGAGUCAUGCUCCUCCGAUAGCUUCAGCAGACAAUCCGGAGCCUUACGUUGUGCUGGAUGGUCAUUCAGAACAAGUAUGCUCAGUUGAUUACAUCAUCGGCAAUUCUGCUCCUGCAAGGUUUCUAGUUACUGGAUCUAUGGAUAAGACUGCCAAGGUGUGGAAGUAUGAUGAUAAGCCCAAGGAUUAUCUUGGGGUUGCAUCUGUUACAGAACCAGAAGCCACGCUUAAACAUGCUGAUGGUGUAACUGCGACCUGCUAUGUCCCGGAGUUGAAAAUAAUAUUAAGUGGAACAGAUAAAGGGGUUGUCACGGUGUGGUGCGCAGUAACAUACAGCUGGAGAUACCUAUGCUUUGGUCUCGGACGAGUUCACAGUCUAGCAUAUUCAACGGGAAGAAGGAUAUUCAUCGGACAUGAGCAUGGACUGGUACUGGUAGAUAUUGGUCUGCAACAGCUAUGAAAUUAAAUGGAGAGGCAUCAAGCUGCUGGUAUGGACAACACCCGCUCCCGUGCGUCGCCGCCGGCCGUCUUCCGUUCACACCAGCGCGCACCCUCUCCCCGCCGCCGUCGUCGGGGGCGUCGCCGGCAAAGCCGGUGCUCCGCAGCAGCGGUGGUGGCGUUUCUCCUCGCCAAAGACUCGGUCAGGACGGCGGCGGUCCGCGAUGGCCGGAUAUACAGCAGUGGUGCGGGACGGCGGCGGCCAGGCAGGCGGCAGCGUUCGGCGACUGGUCCAGUGGCGGCGGCUUGGGCACCCGAUUUGGGUCCAAAUGGGCUUCGAGCGGGCCACACUUGCCGAUGUCGUGUACCGUCCCGUCAACGGUAGGCUGCCCCUGGAAUCGACCCGCAUCACGAGGACGUCCGGGGCUCCGGCCCUGGACGUGGCGGUGGUGGCCACCUCCUUCAUCAAAGAUGGUCAGCCUGAGGCUGGGUGGUCAGAUCUCCAGAUCCGUCGUCUAGUCCUGGCUGCGAGUUGGGGAGACAGUGUUGCCGGUGAAAACCAAGCCGAUGAUGGGUGAUGGCGGCGUCUUGCAUCGUUACCUUGAUGAAGGCAUUGUCUUGUAACUUCUGUCAACCCACUCGUGCUACUUCGGGGGAAACCCUAAGAUCUGGUCAUCCAGAUCGGACGAUGGCGGUACUGCAGUGUCGUUACUCUCUUGGGAGCAUCGUUUGGGGAGCAGCGCUGGAAGAUAGAGGGAGGAGGUGGAGCGGCUAAGUCUUGGACGGAGCUUCGGCGGAGAUGUCAAGUCAUGCAUGGCCGACAGGUGCUACGCUGUGUCAUGCCUGGUCGGCAGGUGCUACGCAUGGCAGAUCUUUCAGAGUCUUUGUGUCUGGAUGAAUGCGCGCAGGGCGGUGGUGCCGUUGGCGCCGUGGUCGCGUCGACGGAUGUCUGGACUGUCAAGGAUGAUGCGGAUCUCUAUCCUGAAGAUGGGUCAGCGGUCUGAGGAUGAUGACGGCUUCUAGCUUCUAAAACGUGUGCAUGUGGUGCGCGCUUUAAGACAGUUGCACCGGCUGUUGGUCCAGAUACGUUAGGUGGACGGAUCGUCGAUGACACCGAUUUUAGAUAUGGGGGGUGACAACACUCCACAUUAUCGAGUUUAUAGGUGUGAGUGGUGGCUUCGGGUGGCUUCAUGUAUUUUCUUGUCAGACCUUUGUGAAAUAAUUAAUAAAGAUGGUUGCAUGCAUCGAUUGAUGGAGAGGCGAGGGUUUAACCUUCUUUUCUAAAAUAAAAUGGACAUCAGUAACAAACAAGAUAGGCAAUCAACAAACCCGAACCAAAGACAUUUCUUUAAUUCAUGCACUUAUAUUAUGGGACAAAUAUUUUGAAAUUGCAAUGAAAUUUUGAAAAAAGAGAACAAAAAUUGAAAU